AUGGGCUAUGACAUGACCUCCCUGGUCCCAUCCGAUCAGGCCUUCUACGACAUCAUCCCCGGAGCCGGGUCGACUCCGGUCGGCUGGGCCACUCUGCUGGUCACCUUCGGCACCCGCGACAACUACCGCCCCAAGUACGUCAACUUCGAGGUCGCCGAGUUUGAGACCUCCGACCACGCCAUCCUGGGAAGACCCUCCGUCGCCAAAUUUAUGGCGAUCCCGAACCACACGUAUCUUCUCCUGAAGAUGCCAGCUCCAAAGGGGGUCCUCUCGGUCAACGGAGAUCUGCAGACCUCCUAUGCUUGCGAAGAUCUGCAGACCUCCUAUGCUUGCGAGGCCAAGAACAUCGAACUCUCCGACACCCUAGAACGAUCCAGGAACUCGGUUCUUGUUGCCCAGGUAGCAAAGAACCUCCCGGUGGACCAGCAGCCGAUCCCCGCCAAGGAGUCGACUUCCGAGUCGCAGCUCGCGCCAGCCGUGGCGACGAAGACCAUCGUCCUCCGAGACGAUGAACCGCGCAAGACCGCCGUGAGCGGGGCCAGCCUCGACUCGGCGUAG
Molecule: messenger RNA, 558 nt
Organism: Panicum virgatum (switchgrass)
Lineage: Eukaryota; Viridiplantae; Streptophyta; Magnoliopsida; Poales; Poaceae
Exons: 1
Coding region: 1-558 (185 amino acids)
Source: RefSeq, a predicted model, not a curated record